Physeter macrocephalus (sperm whale) is the source of this 9942-nucleotide messenger RNA. It is a transcript of the gene CDK6, whose product is annotated as cyclin dependent kinase 6. Gene Ontology annotation, biological process: signal transduction; protein phosphorylation; regulation of G2/M transition of mitotic cell cycle. Lineage: Eukaryota; Metazoa; Chordata; Mammalia; Artiodactyla; Physeteridae. Gene Ontology annotation, cellular component: cytoplasm; cyclin-dependent protein kinase holoenzyme complex; nucleus. The transcript has 8 exons. The coding region runs from base 520 to 1500 and encodes 326 amino acids. The record is from RefSeq and is a predicted model, not a curated record. Gene Ontology annotation, molecular function: cyclin binding; ATP binding; cyclin-dependent protein serine/threonine kinase activity.
GUGCCCACCCCUUCGCCGGAGAGAGUGCUGGUAACUCCUUCCUCCCAGCCGGGUUACCUGCUCCGCGCCGCCGUGGACACGUGUGAAGGUCGGACUGAUACCCGCAGCCCCUUCGCGAGGCCCGACGCGGCCGGGCCCCUCAGGUGGAAGGACUGUGGAGUGAGACGCGCUCGGGCAGAGACUAUGUAAUCGCCUUGGUGUCUGUACAGAGGACUGAGCUUCGGGGAGGGAAGAGGAGGGAUCGGUUUGCUCCUCGGCGACUCGGCAGGCGGAGUUUCGCAGCGGCGGCACCAGGGUUGCGCCCGCCCGCGGGGAGGUCGCUCCAUCCAGCCCCGGCGGCCGCGAGAGUCCGAGCGCCGGACCGCGGUAGUCGGCGGGAGUGAGAAAGAGCGAGACCGAGUUCUAGGGCGCGAGGGAGCGGGCCGGGGGGUCCGGGAGGAGUCGAGCGGCGGCCACGAGCGAGCCGAGCGCGCCCCCCGCCCGCCCCAGCGGCGCCGCGCCGGGCGGCGUCCGGGCGGCAUGGAGAAGGACGGCCUGAGCCGUGCAGACCAGCAGUACGAAUGCGUGGCGGAGAUCGGGGAGGGCGCCUAUGGGAAGGUGUUCAAGGCCCGGGACCUGAAGAACGGAGGCCGUUUCGUGGCGCUGAAGCGCGUGCGAGUGCAGACCGGCGAGGAGGGUAUGCCGCUCUCUACCAUCCGCGAGGUGGCGGUGCUGAGGCACCUGGAGACCUUCGAGCACCCCAACGUGGUCAGGUUGUUUGAUGUGUGCACAGUGUCACGAACAGACAGAGAAACCAAACUAACAUUAGUGUUUGAACAUGUUGAUCAAGACUUGACCACUUAUUUGGAUAAAGUUCCAGAGCCUGGAGUGCCCACUGAAACCAUAAAGGAUAUGAUGUUUCAGCUUCUCCGAGGUCUGGACUUUCUUCAUUCUCACCGAGUGGUACAUCGUGAUCUAAAACCACAGAACAUUCUGGUGACCAGCAGUGGACAAAUAAAACUGGCUGACUUCGGCCUUGCCCGCAUCUACAGUUUUCAGAUGGCUCUUACCUCAGUGGUCGUCACGCUGUGGUACAGAGCUCCAGAAGUCUUGCUUCAGUCCAGCUACGCCACCCCUGUGGACCUCUGGAGUGUUGGUUGCAUAUUUGCAGAAAUGUUUCGUAGAAAGCCGCUUUUUCGUGGAAGUUCAGAUGUUGAUCAACUAGGAAAAAUCUUGGACGUAAUUGGACUCCCGGGAGAAGAGGACUGGCCUAGAGAUGUUGCCCUCCCCAGGCAGGCUUUUCACUCAAAAUCUCCUCAACCAAUUGAGAAGUUUGUAACAGAUAUUGAUGAACAAGGCAAAGACCUACUUCUGAAGUGCUUGACAUUUAAUCCAGCCAAAAGAAUAUCGGCCUACAGUGCCCUGUCUCACCCAUACUUCCACGACCUGGAGAGGUGCAAGGAAAACCUGGAUUCCCACCUGCCGCCCAGCCAGAACAGCUCAGAAAUGAAUACAGCCUGAGCUGCCUUGAGCUCAUCAUCCGGAGAACCUCCUUGGUAGCUGAUGGAUCCCCUGAGUAAGCCCUGCAGAGCUGCUGAGGAUCACUGGCUGGAGACCUUCUAGCUGCCGUCUUCUGGAUGGGCUCUGCUUCUCUGAGGAAACAGCCUCGUUUACUGUUUUGAAAUCAAUGCAAGAGUGAUUGCAGCUUUAUGUUCAUUCGUUUGUUUGUUUGUCUGUUUGUUUUAAGAACCUGGAAAAAUUCCAGAAGAGAAGCUGCUGACCAAUUGUGCUGCCAUUUCAUUUUUCUGAUCUUGAAUGCUGCCAGUGUGAAGUGAGCAGUCCAGACACAGCUGAGCUAUGAUGUAAUCUCUCUGCAGGUGCUGGAGCCUGAUUUGGUACUUUUGAGUGAGUGUAUGUGCAUGUGCAUGUGUGUGUGUGUGUGUGUGUGUGUGUGUGUGUGUGUGUGUGUGAUUCUUGAUCUCUUAAAAAGUGUUACUUUCUGUAAACAACAAGAAUAAUUGAAUUUUAAAGGCUCAAAGUGACCGCUAAAUAACAGGUGUCUGUUGACUACAGGUGAUUCACCAAAAUGGGCUUCUCAGAUUUAAAGUUGAGCCUAUGUCCUUAGCAUUUCUUUUCUGGCCCAAAGCAGUAAAUUUGCUAAUAGUAAAAGGUUCACUAUCUAGGUGAAGUUUUAUACACACAGCAAAAAGAAAAAAAAAAUCUAGUAUCUUUUAAGAAACCUGUUUUUUGAAGCACAAAUUCUAUUUACUUUUCAAAAAGCUCAUUUACUCCUUGUAAUUCUAACCUGUAUAAUGUGCUUUAUUGUUUCUUUUGAAAAAUACCUAUAAGCUUUUUCUUAACUUGCUAUAGAUUUAGGGAGUGUACCUCAACUAGGUAAAAUCGUCAAAAAAUAAUAGAGAAAGCCUUUAUUUCCUGGUUUGGAAUUUAUUUUCUUUUUGGUUUUUGUUGUUAUUUUGUUUUGGUUUUGAUUUUAGGAAUUUGUCAGAAACUGUUUCCUGUUUGGGUUUGGAGGAUAGUUCUCUCUGACUAGAGACAGGAAUGGCAUUUAAGUUUUCCCCCACCUAUUACACUGUACUUUUUCUACCGUGCACUGCCUCAUUUGCAAAGUAUCCAUUUUAUCUAUCCCCCAGUGCAUCUAAUAUGUAUUACUACCCUUACAUAAUUAAUAACAGAUUGCUUAAGCUGUUCUCAUGCACCUCCUACUUUCUUUCUUUCAAUGAACCUUUCAUAAAUAGUUUGAUUCAGAUUUAUGGCUUAUGGCUCCAAUUCCACAAUCCUAACAGAGUCCCAUAUGUUCUCCCUCUACUGCAAUCUUCCUGCCUGGCAUUUGGCAUUCACGGUUGUUACCUAGGCAAUGAGUAGAAGACUGGUUCUUCUCAAUCACCAGCAAGUAGAUUGCUUUAAAGUGUAACGUAGUGUUUUACAGCUUUAUAGAAUAUAUUGUCAGUGUAGUAUCUGAGGGAAUGUCCUUAACUAUUUUUUAGAAAUAUGUAUUUACUCUAUAAAAUUACCUAUUCUCUGUCGCCAGGCUGUGCUUGUUUCUAGUGCCUUAUGCACAUGCCCGCUCUCUGCAGAGCCAGCCUGACCUGGGCAUUGUGAACAGCUUUACUUUUCCUCUUGCCGUUUUCUCUACAGUACUUUAUAUUCCAUACCAUCUCUGCCUUCUGUGUGGUUAGUGCUCAGUCGGCUCUAGUAACCAGAAGACACAGAGAUGAAGUAUCUUUUGGUAAGUUUAGCUAAUUUCGCUUCCUGAUUCAUGUUUUACGAGCAUGCAACAGUUAGACUGUGUUUAGAGUUAGGGUUUUCAAAGAAUGGACAUUGCUUCCCUCAGAAGAAAAUGUGCCAGAUGAUGUUUAUGCAUAAUCAGGCCUUUCUGAGUGUUCUCCACAGCUUAAUAUUGUAUACAACUAUAUAUAUAUAUAUAUAUAUAUAUAUAUAUAUAUAUAUAGUUUAACAUUGUUCUAAUUCAGUAACUUCAAGAGCAGGAAAAUUUUUCUAAAGCAAGAUAUGAGUGAGAAGAUGGGCCAUAAGAAUGUUUUAUACUUUCUUCCUUGUGACAACAUCGAUUAUGUUUUGUCAUCUCUGUAAAUGCUUGAGAUAUAAUGGAUCCAGAGAAUUCAGGUCAAGCAUACUUGCGGUCCCCCUGGAUAAAUGAGUUCUGCCUUUCCUUCGAUCGGGGGUCAAAACACAAAGACCAGGGGCCUAGACACUGAAUUUUAAAACUCACUGAACUAAUCCAUCAUGAGCUUUUCAGUAAGUAUCCAUGGUUAGAGUGAACAUAACUUGGGUUUUUGCUUUUGCAAAAGUUUUUCAUAAGUUCACUCAAGAAAAAUGCAGCUGUUCUAAACUGGAAUUUUUCAGCAUUCUUCAGCAUUUUAAACAUGUAGAGAGUUCAACUUUUAUUUCUAACAUAUGCUCCUGAUUCGUUUCUUGGUAGUGUUUAUAAAGAAAACUUAAAGCACAAACAUUUUGACAUUAGAUACUUGCCAGAUUCCCCUCUGAGAGGCAGAAGGAGAGGGCUUUUCAGCCUCUCUGAACUUGUUAAAGAGUCUGUCCCCAGCUCUUCCAUCCGCGUGGUUGUUGCACUUGAGUGAUUACUCUCGUUUUAUGUCUUUUACAUCCGCCUCACCACUUCUGAAAUCCAGAUCCCACACAAGCACCCUUUGCCAUUAGGGAACUUUGAAGCACAGAGCAGAAUACAAGCCUACUGAAUACGGCUUAUUCUUCUGCUACAUAUGGUUUCAAACAUGUUUGCCAAAAGCUAGGCAGUGGUUCGCUGAAAAGGUCAUAUUGCCCCAGGGCUAUACUGAAGCAGCUUAUAGCAGUAAGAAACAGGAUGACACACUUGAACUCACAUUUGAAUUUCUUACUAGGACUGGGGCAAGAAUAUGCCUGGUAGUUUCUAUAUGAUAUUUAGUUCUAGUGGCCCAAGCUCUGGGAACUGCUGUGCUGGGGUGGAGUUGUAACAACCUGCAUUUAAAGAGUCCAUUUAGGCAUCAUAAGCUGUCACGUGGCAAAGCUAAUAAGGCCCUAACCUUAUAACCUUAAAAACACAAUCCCUGAGAGUUUGUCAGAACCCAGUGUGUUGGAGCCUCCCACUUUGUCUCUCCUUUGAAGUAGAUGGGAACUCAAGGAGCAAAGAACCUGUUUCGGAAGAAAGCACCGGGCCAUUUCUGCCCCCUGUGUUCUCAUGAUUUUCUCUCAGGAAACACACACUUUGAAUGGCAGACUUUUCAUUUUGCCCCAGGUGAUAUACUAAAAAUAGUUCAAAAUAUUCACCUAAGACCAGAAUCUCAGCCUUUUAGUUUUAGGUAAAAAUGAAAAUUUUGGAAUGCACAGGAUGUUAAUAUCUUAAAUAAAACAUGUACCUUUUAAUAGAGAAACUUAUGGUCUGACUCCAGAAUGUGAUACUCUCCAUCCUGAUGGGAAAAAACUUAAAUAUUACCAAACUUUUGAAUCUUAAAUUAUGUAUUUAAAUUGCGUUUUUAACUAACUAUAGCUGCUUCUCUUAAAAGUGGUACCUAUAAAAGUCAGUAGUGGCAAUUCUCAUUCCUUAAUGGAAAUUAAAUCAUGUAAGCUUCCUAAUAUCAUAAACAUAUUAAAAUUCUUCUCUAAAGAAUUCCUUCUUUUUUUAAGUGACAACUUUACUGUAAUUUUUAUGAUAAGCACAUGAGAGUGUCUCACAUUUUCCAAAAACAGGCCUGUGUUGCAUAGGUGGGUCUAGGAAAGAAUAAUGUUGAAAGUUAGCAAGCCACUGUAAUUACUUAAUUGUGUUAGUACAGUUUCUUGGAAAGAAAAUAUUGAAAUAUAAAUUCCUAGAUAUUGAUAGAAUUCCAAAGAAUGCAUAAAGACAUAAAAUGAUACCUUUAUUUUAUAAAAAAUAAAGAUGUGAUAUGAUUUCUAAAUCUUUGAAAACCAUAAGAUACUAGGCAAUGGAUAGAGGAAAUUCUGGAGAAAAUGAAGGUAUUCGAAGAAGGAUAGUUUCAAAGUUAUGUAUAUUUUGAAGGGUAUAUAUUUUAUUAACAUGUAUUACAAGAAUUUAUAUUCAAGUCACCUGGCAACUAUGAACUUGAUAUGGACAAAAACAAAUUUUAUGGAAAAGUCACUCCAAACAGUUACCAUUUCAAAGGUUGAGCUAAUCAUACUAAACCAUCCCUAUUCCUUCCUCAUUUCAUGGAAGGAAGCAGCCAUGUGAAGCUACACUUGUUAUGCAAGCCUAAAAAUGUUUGUUGUAAAAAAAUAAAUAAAUUUUUUAAAGGUGUGUUUCCUUUGCCACCAGGAUUUUUGAAAACUUGUGAAACCCAAACCAUUUAUCAUGUGCAUUCAGUACAUUCAGAUGUAUGAUUAGGAAGAUAAUUACAUGUUCCUUCCCCACAGUGGAAAAACUUCUCAAGGCUACCAAAAACCUGUCAAGCAAUGUAAGUCCUCAGAUAAUUAGUAGUGGUGUUUUCCUCAAAAGCAUAAGAAAAUAGCAUUUUCAUUUUUUAUCAAUGCAAUUUUCAACGUGGUUUUGUUACAUACCUAUAUCUCAAGCAUUUCUAACUUGUACUUUUUCAGAAAAUAAACCAAAAAUAUUCCUUUGGCCUUUUCCAUCUUCUGACCUUUGUUAACAACAAAAAAUGGAGAAAGAGGAGGGGUCUGAUUUUUACAUGUUUUUCGCGAUUAGUUGUUUGUUUUUUUUAAUGAAGUGCAAACCAGCUUUUCAAAAUGUUUUCUAUUUCUUAGCAUUCCCAGGGAGUUAAUUUAGAUAAAUGAAUGGACUUCCAUCAACAUAUUUAUGUUUCCUUGAUACUGGUGCUCUGGCCUUGAAGAAGAAAACAAGACUCUCCUGAAAAUAAAUACAGGUUUUUUCCAAGCAUCUGUUUAAAUACUAUUACAGCAAUUUGAACUUAAUAUGGUAGGAAAGGGAGGCGGUUUUUCUUUCAAAUGUCUGUUUUAAAAUUCACACUGUCCUACGGGAUGAACUUUCUUGUUUUAUUCUAGUAUAUUCCACAGGGUGGCACUUUGAAGAGGGGUGUGGAAUCUGAGCAAGGCUUCUUCAUUUUUCUGCACACAUUUAACUCUUGCCGAGCGCUUGUUUUUCAGGAUGAUUAAUAAUCUUCACAGUGUUCUGUAACUCCGAUAUUUUAGUUGUUAGCUAAGUUCUGAACAAUUGUCUGCAAGUAAAUUGUUCUUGAGGAUGAAUAAUACACCCAUUUUGAUUAUUUUAGUGUAUAAAGAGAGCCUAGUCAUUCAUUUGGUCAUGAAACAUUUUUUGAGGUAACUAAUUACCUCACUUUUCUAGGUGCAAAGUUACAAAGAUGGACAUGCUUAUUACUCAAAAGGCAACACUCAUCUGUGAAGAGGAUAGUUUUGUUAGGAGUGUAAAACUCCUACAGAGGCCCUAGGCAAAAUGCCCAUAUCCCCUGUCAGCUGCUUUCACAUUCCCUACUAUGGUGGCUGUUAGACGAUUAAAUUUAAAAAUACUAAUUUUAAAAAUCAGAUGCAGAAACUAAGUAACGCAUCAGUUACUAUAUAGACAAAACUAUUUUUUCAAAGAAUUGCUAUGCUGAAACAGAGCCCUAAAAUACUAAAAGACCUGGUAAUUUUUACAUUUGUAUAGUCACACGUGUAAAUUCACAAGAAAUUGUAAUUUUUAAAAAUUUUCAUUAAGCAUAUGAGCUAAUAACUUAGGAGUAUAUCUGCAUAAGUGUUUGAUUUCUCCACUUGUGAAGUUCUUUGGCAACUUUAUUAUAAAUAUAUAUGUACAUACACUUUUGUUUUAAUUCACACAUCCGCUCAGAGACCCAUUAUCCGCCACAUGAUUUUAGUUAAAUUUUAGAAGUCAUUUUCUUUAACAGUGUCACUGAAAUUUAGGAGGAAGGAAAUUAUAUUAUUUUUUCAGAAUUUCCUUAGCACAACCCAACGGAAGGCAGUUUAUUCCUUCUGAGUGGCAGAAACUCCUUAGUGCCUGCUUCACUUUCCUCCGGAGUAGCCAGCGGGCAAGUCUCAGUAAUUCAUACUGAAUCAAAAUACCGCACACACUAGGGGCUGUCAAAUCUUCGGCCUCAUCCCUCUGCUUAAAAUCCCACUGAAGUAUUUAGAUUCCAGUUUAAGCCCCUAAGUGGAAGGCCGAAUUCAAACCUCGAGUUUGUUAUCAGUUGGGCCAGUCUGAACUCUUACCUGCUCGCGUUCAAAAUUUCCCUCCCACCGAAAGCCUUCCGGGUGCGUUGCGCCGUCGCCCCGCCCCUUUGGCUGUAGAGUGGCAGUGGGCGGAGCUGGCUGGGACCCGCCCGCCGCUCACCUGUUAGUGCCUGAAAUGAUGUACAGACCCGGCAGGUUACUGUCCGAGGUCCAUGUGCCCUGCUGCUGUCUCAGAGGCAUCUGUUCUGCAAUCUUAGGAAGUAAAAUAUCCCUAGAAGCAAACAGGUGUCAUCUGUGCGUAAAUAAGUACAACACAAUUCUCCGAGAGUUCGGGUAUAAAGAGAUGCUGCUCUGUAUGAAGCUAUCUACCAGGCAUCUCUCAAGCUCUAAGCUCAGCUUUUUUUUUUUUUUUAAGAGAAGAUGUAUAAUUACAGGAAAGAUUUUUUAUUUUUUUAUUUUCUAUCAUUCUACAUAUAUGAUGGCAAAAGAUAUGCCUGGAAAAGUUUUGUUUGGAAAAUUUGUUUAUUUUCUGCUUCAUCUUCAGUUGGCAAAAGCUCCUAACUCUUUAGUUUCUAAUUUCUUUCUCUUUUUCUUCGUCAAGUAGUUAAAGAUAUGUGAGCAAAUUAUCUCAUGUGGGAGGGAGACUUUCCUGUUUAGAGGAACAUUUUGUGUGAAUUGUUUUGUCAAACAAAUAAUCAACCCCUUCUCUAUUUAAGGAGUUUGGACUGUCAAAUGUAGGUUUUCUUAAAGGGGACACAUAACUGUACAUAACGCUAUAAAGAACUAUGACCGUAGCACUAAUCAGCAAGCAUAAAGCCACAAGUUAUAUCAUUUCUAACUCUCUGUGGUUUCUAGCCAAAUCCGUUGAAGUGCUUAGGUUACAGUCCUGAAGAGACCUUUCGUACCCUUACUUGAAAGUUUCUAAUCUUAAGUUUUAUGAAAUGCAAUAAUAUGUAUUAGCUAGCAAUAUUUCUGUGAUCACCAGCAACUCCAAAUUUGACCUUGAAGUCUCUGGAUAAUGAAAAUAGAUCCCAGCAGUAAUACACUUCUUGAACACCCCCCCACCAAGUGUAUUAUAUAUCUUUCUUAUUUUGAUCCUGUGUUUGCAACAAAUGUAUACGGGAAUAUUUUAGUUCCUUACUUUGUAUUCAUUUAUUUUCCUAUGACCAGUAAUAAAUAUACUAGUUAGUACAUGGAAUCAGUAGCAUCAGCUACUCCUAGGAUCAGCACUUAACAAGGUGGGAAAUUUCUAUUUCAAGUUGUUCUACAUUUGCAUAAAUUAUUUCUAUUAUUGUUCAUGUAUAUUAUUUAUUUCUCAAUCACACUAGUCCUGUGAAAGUGCAACAGAAGGCAGACCACAUUAGGAUUUGCAUUAAAUGCUCAUUAUCAUGGUCUUGAUGGAACUCAGAAAAUUAAAAUUAGACUAAGCCCCCAAAUAAGCUGCAUGCAUUUUAAUAUGAUUAGUAGAAUUUAAGUCUAGAGAGAUAGUAUUUUUGUGUCUAGGUGUUUUAUCAUUAUGUAAAGGAAUUAAAGCAAAGGACUUUGUAGUUGUUCUUUUGUCAAGUAUGCAUAUACUAUAGUGUGAAAUACAGCAAAACUUAAAACUGCAGGUAGCAAAGCAUCAAAUACUGCCUUAAUUUAGGAACUCUGCCAGGUGGCCCUCAGAAUAGAUGCCAGGCAGAGACAGGUGCCUGGGUGGUGCUUCCUCUUAUCUGGCCUGGAAAAGAAGCUUCCCCCACACCAUCUAGUACCCUUGUAGGUGGUGUGUCCUGUAGUGGGAACAGGUAGCACUGUUGAAAGGAGAGCAGUGUGAGAGGUUUCUGUAGAAGCAGACCUGUCAGCAUGUGCCUUGAGGCUUCCAGAACAUGCCAAAUGGAGAAGUCCAAGUUUCCAUGCUUCAAGCAACUUGGUUUUGUAGAGAAGCAAUCCAGUCUGGUAAUUAAAACAAGGAUUGCGUAUACAGUAGUCAACAAUGGGGUUUUAACAACCAACAGUCCCCAACACCUCAAAAGCUUGUUGCAUUUCUGGUAUUUUAAGUUUUGAUCUGAAGGUUAAAUGGCAAGUGUGUUGUAGAGAAGAGCAGUAUGUGGCAAGAAAAGCACAAUGUCGGUUCCCGUAGAGUACAGAUUAGAACUAGAGGGUUUUAUAGGCUUAUCAUUUCUGAGAUAUGUAAAAGCACGUUUUCACUGUAAAAUGUAUUAAUGUUUCUGCAUUCCUAUAGGGCCUAGUUAAAACUUUAUUCUAGAUUUCAGCAAGGGUGUCACAGCCAGUGAGCUAUUUUUUUGCCUUUUUUUUUUUUUUUUUUUUUUACUUAUUUUU